AAGCCUGUUUUAGACGCCCUCCAAUCCUUGGCUCGUUUAGAACACGGACCUCUACGCUUAUUGGGAGUUCAUCUUGCCUUACGGCUCUAGGGCGCUUUUUACGGCAUUUUCCGGCCUCCCAUUCACUUCGCUGUGAAGAUGGCGUCGGGCAGCGGGACAAAAAACUUGGACUUUCGCCGAAAGUGGGACAAAGAUGAAUACGAGAAGCUCGCCGAGAAGAGGCUUACAGAAGAGAGAGAAAAGAAGGAUGGAAAACCUGUACAGCCAGUCAAGCGGGAGCUUUUGCGGCACAGGGACUACAAAGUGGACCUGGAAUCCAAGCUUGGGAAGACAAUUGUCAUUACCAAGACCACCCCACAGUCAGAGAUGGGAGGUUAUUACUGCAAUGUUUGUGACUGUGUGGUGAAGGACUCCAUCAACUUUUUGGAUCACAUUAAUGGAAAGAAACAUCAACGAAACCUGGGCAUGUCUAUGCGUGUUGAACGUUCUACACUGGAUCAGGUGAAGAAACGUUUUGAAGUCAACAAGAAGAAGAUGGAAGAGAAACAAAAGGAUUAUGAUUUUGAGGAAAGGAUGAAGGAGCUCAGAGAAGAGGAGGAAAAGGCCAAAGCAUACAAAAAAGAGAAACAGAAGGAGAAGAAAAGGAGGGCUGAGGAGGACUUAACAUUUGAGGAAGAUGAUGAGAUGGCAGCUGUGAUGGGCUUCUCUGGCUUUGGUUCUACCAAGAAGAGUUACUGAAGAUUUCUUUGCUUGGCCUAACUUUGGCCUAUGUUGGACCUAACUUUGUGCGUGUUGAGGGCGGUGGUGGGGAGGCAUUUCUUUUUGGGUACUGGGAAAGGUCCUUAAGAGUGUCAUUGGGGAGGGCUAGAGGGUGGGCAUUGGUUGAUUUUCCUCUACCUUGGGAGAGGGCAUAGGAUGCAGAGGUAGUAUGGCGUAUUCCUUCAGCCUCGGUCUACCACUGGAGUCACAGGACCUCUGCCCAUCUGAGUUCCCAAUAAAGAAAAACCUCCCCUUCUGAGCUUUCCCGAAACUUCCCCUGCAUCUUUCCCUCUUCAUCUCUCCAACCUUUGUUUCAGUAUCCUACCUUUAUCCUAUGUUCUGCCUUUAAUUUUGACUCUUGUUCAGCCUGCAACAGAAGGGUUCUCUGGGUCCCUCGGUUUCCAGUUGAUUGCGUAUCCUUGGCCAGCCCCUCCUCCCGCCCAACUCCUGGUUCUCUAGCCAACUGUGCAUGCAUGUGUACUUCUGCCUGGGUCAGUGGUGUGUAUGGAUGUGUGUGCAUGAAUCUGUCACAUAGAGGGGCUGGAGCUAGACUCUCAGAGCAUUGCUGCCCUGGGGUGUGAUGUUCUCAGCUUCUUCAGAGCAUGUAACAGGAAAUUAAAUGGGAUGAGUGUUUGGUGUGGUUUGUGUCUGGUAAGUUUUUUUUAACAUUGUUCAGAUACAGACUACUUCAGCUUCUGCUAGUUUCAUUUUACUGAAGAUUUUUCUUUUUGUCAUCCUUUUGAGAAAGGUUUUGGAGUAACCUGAUGAAACAAAACAAAAAACCCCCAAAACUUCACUAUGGAAUCUCUUAGUCUCGGGCUGCUGACAUACAUAAUAAAUGGCGUUGAUUAGGGCCUGUUU
This is a messenger RNA of Tupaia belangeri chinensis (Chinese tree shrew), 1620 nucleotides long. RefSeq names its product zinc finger matrin-type 2 (gene ZMAT2). Gene Ontology annotation, cellular component: U4/U6 x U5 tri-snRNP complex; spliceosomal complex. The record is from RefSeq and is a predicted model, not a curated record. The transcript is spliced from 6 exons. Gene Ontology annotation, molecular function: nucleic acid binding; zinc ion binding. Bases 139 to 738 code for a protein of 199 amino acids. Lineage: Eukaryota; Metazoa; Chordata; Mammalia; Scandentia; Tupaiidae. Gene Ontology annotation, biological process: mRNA splicing, via spliceosome.